UGUUAAAAUGGCUAUUAUUUUGUAUGCAUAGAGGUUUGUUUUAUAAAGGAAUUUUAAGGCUUUAUCAUUUGCAGAACUUGAUAACACAUAUUGUGUUACUGACUUUUUGGUGUUGAAUUCGGACUUUGGAUAAUUAUAGGGAGAAAAAAUGUGACCCAACCUGCAGUGAUCCAACAAAGUUCAAGUUAUUUAUUGUGUUUUAAAUUAUCUAAGUCCGGUCAGACCACGAGCAUUCCUGCAGCAGUCCACGCAGUUCCGUAGAUGAAUGUGUAGAGUGUCAGGCGGUGGAGACCCUGUUGUCCAUCUCUGCAUCCAGUCCGGCCAGCAGUGACCGCUCCUCUGUCAGCAUGGACUUUGACAUUGACCAGGCGUCGGUUAGUGAGUCAUGGAGUUUGAGGGACACCCAUUCCCCCCCAGGGCAAAGUUAUUCUGCAACUCCAAUAUGUUUCCAUGGUUCAGGGUCGCCUUUAUAUACCCCACCCCGAAGGAGGGAGUCAAUAUUAGCACAGCUCCUGAUGGAAGCACAGAGUGUUUCAGAGUGCAGGCAACCGUAUGUCUGCACAUCGCCCCCUAGACAAGACCACUUGAGAGGUCAGCCUGUCUCAGUCAUAGUGGAAAACAAUGCAAACAGAGUGGACUUAAGUGACAGUAUUUCCAGUGCAUUGGCAGGUUUUAAGUCAAACAGUUCAGCCUACACUGAAACGUUACCAUCAUCACCUGUUAAAAGUUUUGCACAAGAUCCCGUAGUUUCUAGUCAUUCUAAUUUACCAAAGUUGUUUUCAGAAAAAUCUCCUAUUCUGCGACAGCACCUGUGUUCUCCUAAAUUUAGUACACAAAGUCGGCAAAUUCUUGGACUCAAACCGUUAUCAGGCGACAAACUGUUGAAAGUUUCUCAGUCCAAUCAAACAGAGGUUUCAGAUAGUGCUUUAUCAACACCAUCUCCAUCAACCGUAGCAUCAAUAAUGGUCACUCCUCAGCAGAUGUCAGCAUGGGGAACGAAUUCCACGUCCACAAUUAAGAUCCCAAUAAUGCUGCAAGCGCCUCCAAACUGUUCAAUAGCUAACGGUGUCCCACAGAUUCUUCAAGUAGUUGUAAUGAACAAUUAUUGUCUACCAAAUACUACUUGCACACCACUAGUCAAUGAUGGUUUGUGCAAAAUUGCGCCGACUCCGUUUACAAAUGGACAGAGCUACAAGUUGCCAGUGAGCUCUGAGACCAAUGACAGUCACAGUCGACCACACAAAUGCACGUACAAAGAAUGUGGCAAGAGUUACAUCAAGAGUUCCCAUUUGAAGGCACACAUUAGAAUACAUACAGGAGAGAAACCAUUUUGCUGCACAUGGGACAGCUGUGGUCGUAAGUAUGCGCGCUCAGAUGAAUUAUCCCGACACAGGCGCACUCACACAGGCGAGAAAAAAUUCAUCUGUCCGCAGUGUGGCCGCGGUUUUGUGCGUAGCGAUCAUCUCACAAAACAUAUUGGUCGCCAUAGCAACACUAGCAGACAGAAGAGCUAUAAGGUCACCAAUGAUGUUCCUUUAGCAAUGAAAAAAGUGUUGGACGAGAUAAUAGAUCCGCUUAAAGCAUUGGAGGACGACUUGAUUAUUCCUCUUUCCGGUAGUCGAAGGAUCAUGGCCAGUAGUUCAACUGUGAUAGAGUCAUUGCAUGAGGACAUGAAGUUCUCUAGCAUGGACAACGAUGAUUCUGUUAUGUCAUGGUCCGCAGAUGCUCUGUGCAAGGAUGUGCCCCAAGCUGUCUGCGAUUAGAGCCAUUUUUGUGAACUGACUCAUUUAUUUAUAUUUCUUUGUUCAGUAGAAUUGUGUAUUAAAUACUUAAAUAUUUGAAAUACUGCAUAAGUGUUUAGGCGGAAGAGGAAAUCCUGUUAUAAGGCCUUGCCAAACUAAAUUCACAGCUCCCAAUUGACCUUUGUUGAUUGUCAGCAUCUUACUGAUUGUAAUCAUCAGGGUUUUGGUAGUAUGUUUGAUUUUCAUCUUUAUGUUUUGCCAAAAUGUCAUUUUUUUUUCACAUUUUAAUGGUAGAAACAUUGGCAUACAUUUUUUUAUCAGUGAUCAGUUAUACUAUUGAUGAUCAAUUUGGAUGAUGUUGGAAUAUUACAUGAAUUUAUUUUAAUUUGUCAUUUAACUGUAUAGCUUUGCAUAAUCACAUCAGUGUAAUUUGAGGCAAAAUUUCCUUUCAGUGGUCCCUUUUCCAAAAACAGUUGCCUUAACAUCUCUCUUUUUCAAAGAAUCUUGUAUCAGGUACAUGUGUAUGUCACUGAAGCAGUAGUGUUGCUAGAAAGCAAAAUAAUUUGACCCACCCCUAAGCGUUCUGUUAAGUCAUAUUCUAUCAACAGUUGUUCGAAUUGUUUAAAUGGUGCAUUUAUUUGCUCAGUAUAAAUGUUAAUCAUGUUUAAAUAAGUCAGCCAUAUAGAUAUAAAUUGCACUGUUUAUCUUUGAUUGUAUUUGCAUGUGCCAUUGUUAAGCAUAUAAUUUUUUACAUGUAUAUAACAUGCAGCAUUUUCAUUGACAUAUUUGUUUAAAAUCCAAUGCAUUAUUUAUUUUAUUUAAUGAUAUUAUAAUACUUCUCAUACGUUUUAAUAAUACAUGUAAUCUUAGAUAAAGUAAAUCCAGUAUUCCUAUAAUAAGUCCUUUCAAUUAACAUGUUUCACUUUAGAUUAUAAGAGUUCAGUAUUAUUUUGUAAUCCUAGUACAUGAGUUGAUCUCUUGGAACACCGACUUAGUGCACACGCGUAAAGUAUUGUCCCAGAUUAGCCUGUGGAGUUCGUUAAGUUUAAUCAAAAACGUAACUUUCUGUCUAUACUGGAUUUUCAUUUGGAAAAGACUUUGAUUAAAUAGAGGAUAUUUGUUGAAUUCGGUGGAUUAUCGAUUUUAAUUCACGAGUGAUCAUAGAAAACGAUAUUUUCACGAGUGGCGCAGCCACCAGUGAAAAAAUAUAUUUUCUAUGAUCACGAGUGAAUUAAAAUCGAUAUUCCACCAAAUCAAUCAAAUUUUCUUUUUAUUUUAUGAUUUUUUCACAGUUUAUAUACAUCGUUAAAGAGUUUAACUAAAGAAUUUCGCUGUGAUAAUGACGUCAUUUCGUCACAAAAAUAACGUCAUUUCACAGUAAACAGUGAAAAUAAACGAUAAUUUUCACUGAUAAUUUUUACUGUUUGUAACAGUGAAAUUAUCAGUUUUAAUUCACUGAUAUUUCUCUAUAAACCAUCGGAAAGAAUAAAAUAAAAUGAAAUAUUCCAUAAGCCGAAAGUGUCAUGCUUGAUUAGCCUGUGCAGUUUGAUCAGGAUGGUCCUAGUUUAAUCAGCUCAUAAUUAUCAAGUCUACUCCGAGAGUGAACUGCGUGGGAACUGAUAGAAUCUACAUGAUAAUAAAACGAUGGGAGGUCUCCGAUAUAUUUGUUAUCAUACACAGCUUGCAUGCUAAUGUUGGUCUUUUGGCUAGUCCCAAUACCGGUAUUUUACUUUUUGGUAAAGGAUGGUUAAGAACCAAAUAUAAUGAAGCAUUCCAUUUAAGGGUAAAUUUUCGAACAAAAAGCUUGUGCUUGCAAAUCUUUUGAUAAUUGUAUUUUUGUAUUAAAUGCAUGUUUUGAGGUUGAGGUUUUAGAACUUUUUGAUGACAUAUAUUAAGCAAUAAACUUCAUGUUAAUUAUUAUAAUCACUGGCCUGCAAUCCAAAAAUUACACGACUUUGUAAAGUCAUAGACAUUGUACUGAGAACCCCCAUACCCCCCUCCACCUCCUACCAACCAAUGGAACUGUGUCCAUGAUUGCAUGAACGCAAUUUAAGUACAGUAAAAUGAUUUAAGUACGCUAUCCCUUUUAACGAAAUGGUAAUGAAAAACAUCAUAUGAUACCAAAUAUAUAGCCAGAAUAAACAUUAUAAUGCUCUUAUGACAUAACUUGUUAAAUUAAUUCAUUAUUGGGCAAAGGAAAUGUAAACAUGUUAAAAAUCAAUAAUGGUUUAUUUUUGUAUUCCUUAUUUCUGUUUUGAAUUGAUGUCUUUCAAAUGGCAUUUAAUGAAUGUGACAUAUGACUGUUUCAAAAUGACUGCCAGUUAAUAAGUAUUGGCUUUAGUAUGUAGAUAAAAGAAAUUCUGGAUAUAUUUGGUUCUUAUUGGCUUUAACAGUAGAAAUCUGGUUCUGUGACCUAUAUAGGACUAGUUUUGCGUAUUGCCAAUAAUAUUGGCAUUAUACAAUGUUUAAUGAACCAAUGUUAAUGUUGGUUGAAAAUGUGAACACAUAUAUGACAUUGCGCCAUAAAGAUUAAGGCAGGAAAGCCAAAUUCAUUGAACAUUUGAAGUUGAAGGUAAAUAUUGUGACAGAAAUGUUUACAAACAUAAUUUUAUCAUGCUGCAAAAUAAAAGAUCAUAUAUGAUUCAAUAUAGGGAUAAUACAUGUUUUCGAGGGCAUGAUCAUCUGCGAGCGCUCGAAAAAUCAUAUGAUGAGAGCUCAUAUUAAUGAGAUUUUGAGAGCGCCCGCAGAUGAUCAUGUCCGAGAAAAUGUGUGUUUUUGUUAUUAUUGCAUAAACAAAUCACACAUACCAAAAUAAAUUAAGAUAACAUUGAAAACAAUAUGUUUUGUUCAUUCGACAUUGACAAAAUAAUUUGAUUAUUUCAAUACAGUUCAAGGUUGUGUUUUACAUAUGCCUCACUCGGUCAUCAUCCAAAAUGACGAGGCUUUACUUUCUGAGAGUCAGUGUUCGAUUUAAAAUGUGUUUAAACUGUGGAUUAAUGCAAAGUUAAAAUGCAGCCACGCAAAGUAAGAAAUGAGGAAUUAUUUUGAAAUUUAAAACAGGAUUGUUGAAGGUACAUAAACACUUACAUUUACAGCAUAGUAUUUGAAAGUGUUGAGUAAAUAACCUUAACUUCAUUGACGUUGCCAAUAAAAUAAAGCUGUUGUCAAGAGAGUGCAGAUGGUAUUAUUUGAAAAGUGGAUUGAAAUAGUCAUUGCAAUUAUCCCUGCAUGCAUGAGGAAACUGGUGCUUAUUCAGUUCCCCAUUUAUGCUUGGAAAGUCGUCUAAGGCUGGAGAAGGGAAGUAACUGCGCGUGGACCAGAUUAUGGAUAUGAAGAACAGAUAACAAGGCUUGAACGGCAUGUGAAUCGCCUUGUUAAUACACAAUUUCUCCUGUUCAAGCCCUACUUUUGCCAAGUUUCUGCACCCCGCCAGAGGGCAUUAUAGAUAGAGUUUAUGCAAUAAUGAGAAACAAUGCAUACAAGUUUGUUCUCUUUUCUUUUUCAUUAAAAUUGAUUCCAUGAUUUUAUUUAUUUAAACUAAAUAAUUAAAUUGGAUUCACCUAUGUCACUUGUAUGCUGUUGAACCUUUGUUGUUGCUGUUAUGAACAGUUUAGUGCUUAUUUUAGCUGUUAGUUUGAUGUUGAUCUUAUGCUUCGUUGUUUAUGAAAUAUUGAAGUGAUGUAUUUUAUGUAGUAGAUACAAGUUAUAGAUAUGUUAAUGUUGUUGUUUUUUUAAAUAAGAUGUAGAAACAUUAUCUAAUAACAUGCAAAUUCUGAAUGUAAACAUGAAUAUUAAUUAAAAUACACUAGGUUAAUAAAUGAAAGAAAUUGUGAAAUGCAAUUCAAAUAAACAUUAGUUAUGAUUUUUCAGACAUGAAUAAACCAUCUUCAAAUAAUGUAUACACUCUAUUGAACUCUGUCGUUUUAAGUUUAAUAUAUCAAGUUGAAGCAGUGCAUAAUUUUUAGAAAGGUUAAAGUAUAUUUCAUAGUUCAUGUGGAACUUAUAAUAUAAUCUGUUGUGAAUGAUCUUAUUGCCAUGGUGGAUUUGCGGAGAUUGUGUAUUAUGUUUGUUAGAAAUCCAAUGUAUAAGUCAUACAUAUGAGCCUCGUUCUGUGGAAAGGGGUGUUUAUGCAUGUUUGUCAAGUGUCAUCCCAGAUCAGACUGUGCAGUAUGCACAGGCUACUCAGGGAUGACACUUUCUGCUUAAACAAGAUUUUUGCUUUUGCUAAUAAGAAGCUUUCUUCAAAAGAAAAAUAUCAAAGCGGAAGGUGUCUCAGAUUAGCCUGUGUGGAUUGCACAGGCUAAUCUGGGAAGGCACGUUACGCACAUUUACAGAACGAGGCUAAGUUUUUUCAUUUAAGAUUGCCCUGUAAAAUGACAAGUUGACCUUUUCCAAAUGAAACAACGAUUUAAGAAGCUUUGUUUGAAAAUGUUGUACCAUUUAGAUUGUGAGAUUAUUACUUGUUUAUUUUAAGCUACUGUGCUAUUAGUAUCCACUACCGUUUCGUAAUUACAUCAGAUGUCUCUUGUGGCUUUAUACAAUGCAUAGUUAUUGAUUUGUUAUUGGUCUAUUACAUUGCAUGAGUUUAAUAUGGAUUAAAAAAUUAAAAAAACA
Molecule: messenger RNA, 6356 nt
Organism: Dreissena polymorpha
Lineage: Eukaryota; Metazoa; Mollusca; Bivalvia; Myida; Dreissenidae
Product: zinc finger protein 260-like
Exons: 4
Coding region: 348-1763 (471 amino acids)
Biological process (GO): regulation of transcription by RNA polymerase II
Molecular function (GO): DNA-binding transcription factor activity, RNA polymerase II-specific; RNA polymerase II cis-regulatory region sequence-specific DNA binding
Source: RefSeq, a predicted model, not a curated record